Molecule: messenger RNA, 2001 nt
Organism: Trematomus bernacchii (emerald rockcod)
Lineage: Eukaryota; Metazoa; Chordata; Actinopteri; Perciformes; Nototheniidae
Product: neuronal vesicle trafficking-associated protein 1-like
Exons: 5
Coding region: 281-838 (185 amino acids)
Biological process (GO): endosomal transport; G protein-coupled dopamine receptor signaling pathway; clathrin coat assembly
Cellular component (GO): endosome; membrane
Molecular function (GO): clathrin light chain binding
Source: RefSeq, a predicted model, not a curated record
GUCCAGCUCUCGGGUUCCCUGCCACAGAUCAGAUGUGAAGGAUGGAUGUGAUGAAGAUGUUACAUCACUUGCAGUGCAGCCAGACGCCAGCAGCAGCUCGGAGGUAUCGCGGCGCACAAACCAAGCUGGCCAUAUUGUGCACCAGCUCUCCGCAAAUCGUCUGCGUCACACCUACAAAAACAUAAACCGGCUCUGGAGCAAUUAAGUCACCACAUCGGGAAAAAGACGCUGUUUUUAAAACGCUACUCAUCUGAGCUGGUUGAUUUUUCGUGCAGCGAAAAUGGUUAAACUGGGGAAUAAUUUCAGCGACAAAAACAACGGGAAGGUGGUUUCUGAAGAUGGGUUUGACACCAUCCCUCUCAUAACACCAUUAGAUGCCAGUCAGCUCCAGUUUCCUCCACCAGAUAAGGUGGUGGUGAAGACAAAGGCAGACUAUGACGGUGAUAGCAAGAAGGGGAAGCUUCGGUCUCCUAAAAUUGCAGAGUUUUCAAUAAGCAUCAUCGAAGGCGUAUCUGAGCGUCUCAAAGUGACCCUGCUGGUGAUCUGUGCCCUGGCCUUCCUGGUGUGUGUGGUGUUCCUGGUUGUCUACAAGGUCUACCAGUACGAGCAGCCCUGCCCUGACAGCUUUGUUUACACGCAAGGUCGCUGCAUGCCGGCUGGGCUGUAUGGAAACUACCCCCCUCAGGGCCCUGGGGGCCGCGGGCGCCUCUUUACGCUCAUCAACCACUACAACAUAGCCAAGCAGACCAUCACCCGGUCAGUAUCACCAUGGAUGACCAUCAUGUCUGAGGAAAAGGUCACUCAGCAGGAGACGGAGACUGCCCAGAAACUGGCUUAACCAAUCUGGUAUCGGGUGGUGGCCUCACCUGCUGCAGAAAUAAUAAUUAAAUAAUACGGUUGUGCCAUUUAAGCAAACCUCAGAGUCCCGUGGCUUUUGGGUGAAACAACUUCUCUUGCCUGAGGUGCUCUGCUGCUGUGUUGAUGUAGUUUGGUCAGCUGAUUUGUACUGUAGCAGAAAAAUCUGUUUUCAGCAAAGCAAGCCUUACCGCUGGGUGGAUUCACGGUUUGUUUGAAUCGCAUAUGUUGUUAUUUAUUUACACUUCAAAACAGAGUGGCAAACGUGUAGAAAGAGCCACUGGAAUACAGACACACACUCACUGUCCAUGUACAUACACAUAAGUAACAGAACCCACUUUAGUACUCACAUUGUGAAAUGACUGUGAACCAUCUUCUGUCUGCGUCGCUUGUUAUAUCGUAUAUGCACGCAAGACUCUAAACAAAAAAUCACUUUGGACCUCAUUCAUAUCAAAUACAUCAAGUACUGAUAGUGCAUGUCAGACCUCACCAGGUCUAGAAAGUGUUACAUUUUAAUGAAGCGGCAAAGUUUGCAGCAUUAUUUGCCACCAAGGUCAUCUGUGUCAAAUCUUUUACUGUCAUGUUAUUGUGAAUAAAUGAGCCCUGACUUGGAGAAAACCUUUUAACCAGCGAAAAAAUAAACUAUUUUAAUGAUGUUGUUUGGACGCAGCCCAUACUGCUCUCUGCAUAUAGUGCUGUUAAGGAGUUUUAAGUAUUUGAUGCAUCGUCUUUUUACCAGCAUUAAUGAUUGUCUCCAUUCAUUCGAACUGUUUGUGAACACCAUGUGCUUUACUUCUUUGCUGGCCACUUAAUGGUUACUUUUCAAAGCAUACAUUUUUUGCUACUGUAAUGAAUGUUUUUUGCAUUGCUAGUGAUGACACUGUAUUGUGCAUUGAUUAAUGUCACCAUAGACGGCUGUUGGUAGCCGUCACAGAUACUAGACUUAGGUUGAUGUAGUGGAACCAUCUGGCAGUAGUCGCUUGUCCUGUUGCUUUCUUCUGUUGCUUUCUUCUGUAUUUGUCAUUUAACUUAAGCCGUCACUAAUUAUGUACCUUUUUCAAACAAUGUAAUGAAUACCAUUGAAGUGCAUUUGCUACAUAAAAAUGUUAAAUGAAAAUGAAAUAAAGUGCCCACAUUUCACACCAA